CGGAAAUAUCCACAGCACGGAAAUAUAAAUGGGUAUGCCCCAAAAUGGAUUCUCAGUUGGCUUCAGUCCUGACCAGUGGCAGCCUGGAUGUCCAAAAUGGCAGCCAGUGUGCAGAGGGAUCAGGGCCAGUGACAGAGGAUUUUUUGGACCAAAAGGAAAAAGCCUCACCCAGUACUGUACCACCAGGUAACCUCCAGCCGUGCCCUGUCAGAGCAGCAGUGACCACCAGGCAGCCUGCUCCAUCAAUCAAUGGGAAUAAGCCAGAGGUGGGCGGGACUUGUAAGCCAGCCUCUCAGGAAACGAGUAAGGUCGGUGGGUUCAGACAGCCAAUCACAGUCAAGACUGGAGUGCCUGUGUUGCGCAGCCAACCAAUCAGACUCAAAAUUGUUGUUCCCCCACGGUGCAAGAGGCCAAUCACAAACUCUGCCAUCAGCCUGACCAAAGACUUUGAUCGCUCACAUUUCAGAAGACCUGUUUCAGCUGGAGCAGAAAAAAACAAAAUCCUCAUAUCUGCUGUUAAGAGUGAAGGAGAGACCAAGGAGGAUACUUAUCAUAAGACUGAGGAAGCUAAGCCAGAAUCAUUCCAGGAGACACAAGCAGAGAGAGGGGAGGAAAUGUGCAAAGGGAAACAUGUUUCGGGUGCUAAAAUUAUUCCCACAGAUGGGUCAGAAACUCCUUUAAUCUCGAGCACUAAUACAGUUAAAAUGUUGAGACUGAAAGGGAUUAAAGAGGAAACCACAGAGAGAGAAGUUGAGGAAAAUGUCCCUCUGAUUUUAAAAGAAGUGGACUUGAAGUCUUGUAAGACGUUUGAUGAGGCGGGAAUGGAGGAACAGACCGAACCGUUGGACCUGAGUUUGCCCAAGAAAAAAGAGAAUCGAGAGAGGAGGUGUGAGCGCUUCCUGGAUGACUCUGGCUGCGAGAGCUCUCUGAUUAUGGAGGUAGAUGAGUACGAGGGAGAAGGAGACAGAGAUAUAGUAGAGGAGGACGACGAUGGCAACGGACAGGGCUCUGUACUGCGUUUGGACGGCACAGACACGCUUGAAGACUCUCUCCUGUCUCCCUCUUUCUUCUCUACCUCUGUCUUCACCUCCCUGUCCUCGUUAGACUGUGACACUGAAAACCUUCUUCUCAUAGACGACCAGGGAAUCCCGUAUACUCUCAGUCCCGACGGACUCAAAGUGCCGCAAGUCGAUGCUUCUACGUCAGAGGAUCAGGCAGAAGGGAAGGGGUCCACCUCAGCAGAGCCUAGCCUCAGCCAAAGUUUAGAUAAUGCACUAAAAGCACCUUCUGAUCAUCCGUACCCCGCACCAGCACCUCCUACUGAGUCUCCAUCACAAAGUGUUGAUCAGACGAAGACUCCGGAAGUCUUCACGAGUUUGAUCACAAGCUCAGAUCCAUCGAAGGCCGCAGAGCCGAGCGUUAAAUCUGUUCAGGAGGCUGAUGCUGUUAGAUCAGUGCCCACCCAGCCCAUUCAGGUCCUCUCCAACCCUUCUGCUAACACUCCUAUCCUCCUCCUGUCCUCCUCCUCUUCCUCUCCUCAGCUCUCCUCAGCUCAGGUGGGUCUCUCGCUUCCCCUCUCAGUCGCUCAGACCACCCCUGGUGCUUCCACCCCCAUGUUCCUCCUCCUGUCCUCUGUGCCCUCCUCCUCUGGUGACUCCACCUCUACCUCCACCCCUAUCGCUGUCCUCGACCCCUCCACCGGUCAGUUCACAGCAGCCCCCGUCUCCCUCCCUUUGCCGUCCAGUCAGGUCGGCACUCUGGCAUCACCUCUGCCCGCGCUGUCCCACCCCGUCAUCAGACUGAGCCCCAACAACCCUCCCGUCAUCCUGUCAGGAGUGAACACCAUAAACUCUGACUCUGUUCUCACCUCUCUGACGGUGCGCCCGUCCUCUCCCGCUAGUCAAAACGACCACCACAGCGCCACCCUUCAUCCUCAAAUCAGCUCUUCCGAUUCAAACCCUGGAAGCGAAGCCAUAUCUGCUGAAGAAGUCUCAAGUGAAAACAACAAGCCAUCAACUUUUACAGCCUCCUCUCCGCACCCGCAGUCUGCUAGCUUGACCUACGACCCUUCAGCUCAGCCCAACUCGGAGGCCCAGUCACCAGCCUCAGAGUCCCGUUUUGACCCAACCGACCUGCACUCAGAACAUUUACCUCUGGACGACCAUCUUUACUUCUCCAACGCUGCUGCUCCCCCCUCCCCUCCUGUUGGACCCGUCCUCCCCUCUGAUAAGCUCGACCCCCUUGACCCGCUGGAUUCCCUCUCACCAGAGGGGUCACCCAACACCUUGGCCUCCCGCAGGGUGCUGUACUGCCAGCUGUGCCCACGGGUCUUCUUUUACCUCUCCGACCUUGAGCGACACGCCAUCACGCACUCGCAGAAGAAGCCUCACGUUUGCCAGCAGUGCGGCAAAGCCUUCAAACGCUCCAGCCAUCUGCAGAGACACAAGCACAUCCACACAGGCCAGAGGAACUUUGUGUGCCCCAUCUGCGCCAAACGCUUCAGGGAGGCCGGUGAGCUGCAGCGCCACCAAAGGGUCCACACUGGAGAGAAGCCCUACCAGUGCCAACUCUGCCACACGCGCUUCGCCGAGCGCAACACGCUACGCCGACACACCAAACGCAAACACCCUUACCACCAAGUAGCCAUGGAAAUGCUGAACGAGAGAAGAGACAGAGGAGGCGGAGGCGGAGGAGGCGGAGGAGGAGGAGGAGGAGGAGGAGGCGGCAGAUCCGGAGUGCAGGAGGAAGAGGAGAGUGCUGAAUGGUACAGCUCCACUGUGUCUAAUUUGGAUAACUCAGAGUCUGAGAUGGAAACUUAAAAGAGUUCCUGCAGACAGACUCCAAAGUGGAGGGGAGGAGGGCAGGGUGAUCGUACAUAACUCUGGAUAGACGCUAAACUUUCCUUAUUAAUUAACAUUCAAAAAAGGGAGCGCUUGCAAUAUUUAUUUCAAUGUUUUUCAAGCUAAUUUAUUUAUAUGAAUGUGUAUUAUUCCCUUGCCAUUUAAUGGUUAAAAAUUCAGUCUUCGACGUCAUACAUGAUUUUGACAUUAGCUUUCCUGUAUGAAAAAAGUGUCAUAUGUGUAUAUGAGAGGGAAAGCUCAGGCUUGAAAUCAUGGUUUUUAUGUGAGUUCAGAAUAUUAAUUGGGCUGCUAACUUGAAGUUGCAUUCCUGUACAAUCCAAUAUAAAACCCUCAAGUGCUCAGAAAAGAAGGAUAACUUAUUUACUCUAAACGAUCCUCUGCUCUAGUUGUGUAUAUAAAGAGUACUAUUUGUAAGAGCUGCACUUCUGCACUAUCUUAUGUGAAAGAUGUAAUCUAUCUUUCUUACCGUCAGAGACACUGUGAGUCAUUUGCACUUGUUUUAACUCAAUAUUCACUUUUUUUAUUUUACAUUGUUAAGGAGAAUGCUUACGUUAUCUUUGGUUUUGUAUUUAAUUCAUAUCAUGUGAGAGUUUGACCAAAUGUUUUUGAGUUAU
Epinephelus lanceolatus (giant grouper) is the source of this 3475-nucleotide messenger RNA. RefSeq lists its product as uncharacterized. Gene Ontology annotation, biological process: regulation of transcription by RNA polymerase II. The record is from RefSeq and is a predicted model, not a curated record. Lineage: Eukaryota; Metazoa; Chordata; Actinopteri; Perciformes; Serranidae. Gene Ontology annotation, molecular function: RNA polymerase II cis-regulatory region sequence-specific DNA binding; DNA-binding transcription factor activity.